This is a messenger RNA of Vombatus ursinus (common wombat), 2351 nucleotides long. Its product is annotated as 1-aminocyclopropane-1-carboxylate synthase-like protein 1. Lineage: Eukaryota; Metazoa; Chordata; Mammalia; Diprotodontia; Vombatidae. The transcript is spliced from 15 exons. Gene Ontology annotation, molecular function: transaminase activity; pyridoxal phosphate binding. The record is from RefSeq and is a predicted model, not a curated record. Gene Ontology annotation, biological process: biosynthetic process; amino acid metabolic process. Bases 225 to 2036 code for a protein of 603 amino acids.
CAUCCCAAGGAACCUCACAAAGCUCUCCUAAGAGGAUUUUGCUGUGCUUUUCUCACAACAGUUUUAGUGAACCUAAUCUAGCCUCCUCCUCCUCCCAGCUCCCAAGUGAGGGGCCCCAGCCUGAUUUUCCCACUGCACACCGGCUCAGGAGGAAAUGGAAGGGCUUAAGGGUCCGAGACCCCGUGGAUGAACUGCUGCUGAAGGUGCUGACAUCCCAACAGGCCAUGGAAGAGAGAUUCCUGCAUCUGGAGGAGCGGCGGGUGCAGCUAGAACAGCGGCGCCUAGAGUUGGAGCGGGAGCACGAGUUCCGAAUGUUUGGUGUAUUUGCCCAGAUGCUCAGCAUCCUCAAGGAGGGAAGUGGGGCCGCUCCUGGCCCAGCAGCCCCAAUGCCCUGGCAGGGCUUGGGCUUGGCCCCUGACUACCCCAGGGGAGCCAGAAUGCCCCAGGGACCAGAGCAGAUGUCUGGGGUCUUCUCUGAGCUGAGUGACCCUGGAACCAAACACCUUCAGGGAAGUGCGUACCUCUCCAACCGAGGGAAUGACAUCAAAUUCAAACGUGGUGUCACUGAGGAGUACAUUGAAGCCUACUUCGCGGACAAAUACGACGAAGACGAAAACCCCAAUGGCAUCAUUAACUUUGGGAUCAGUGAAAACAAGCUCUGCUUUGAUCUGUUGUCCAAACGGCUGACUCAGAGUGAUAUGCAUCACAUUGAACCUCCUUUACUGCAGUACUCAGGCUGGAGGGGACACAUGUUUCUUCGUGAAGAAAUGGCCCGGUUCCUGACCUACUACUGCAAGGCUCCCACUCCACUCAAACCGGAAAAUGUAACCCUCUUCAAUGGCUGCAUCUCUGUCUUCUCAGGACUGGCCACAGUUCUGUGCGACCCUGGGGAGGCUCUUAUGAUCCCUACUCCCUUUUAUGGUGAAAUCAGCAAGAGUAUCUACCUCUAUGGGAACGUCCAGCUGGUCUUUGCUCACCUGGACAGCAAGAUCACAGAAACCAACACCCGCCCCUUCCAACUUACUGUAGAGAAACUGGAGAUGGCCUUGCAGGGAGCCAGGUCUGAGGGGGUGCGCGUCAAAGGUCUCAUUCUCAUCAACCCCCAAAAUCCAUUGGGUGACAUCUACUCCCAAGGAGAGUUGCUGGAAUACCUGGAGUUUGCCAAGAGGCAUGAGCUGCACAUCAUCCUGGAUGAGCUCUAUAUGCUGUCAGUGUUUGAUGAGUCGGCCACAUUCCACAGUGUGCUGAGCAUGGACAGACUGCCAGACCCUCAAAGGACCCAUGUCAUGUGGGGAACCAGCAAGGACUUUGGAGUAUCUGGGAUCCGCUUUGGUGCGCUCUACACAGAAAACAGGGAUGUAUCCAGUGCCGUGGCCAAGCUCUACUUCUUUCAUGGCAUCAGUGGCAUCACCCAAUACCAGAUGGCUCAGCUGCUGCGGGACCGUGAUUGGAUUAAUCAAGUUUACCUGCCAACUAAUCACUCCCGGCUCAAGGCUGCCCACACCUACAUCACAGAUGAGCUGAAAACCCUGGGCAUCCCUUUCCUCAACCGCAAUUCUGGCUUAUACAUUUGGAUAGACCUUAGGAGGUACCUCCACAUGGACACCUUUGAGGAGGAGCUGUUGCUAUGUCGACGUUUCCUGGAUAACAAAGUACUGCUGUCCUGUGGCAAGGGUUUCCAGUGCUUUGAGCCUGGCUGGUUCCGUCUCGUCUUCACCGACAAGAUCCACCGGCUGCGGUUGGGAAUGCAAAGGAUCCGGCAAGCCCUAGGGCAGCAGGCCCAGGAGCUGCAUCAGAAGUUAUCUGUGCCCAGGCAGCUUCCGGAGCAGGAAGGCCGGGCAGAUGGCACCGAAGAGGCAGUGUUUGUCCCCAGGCAGCAGGGGCCAAUGGGUGUCACCAAGACGAGGGACCUGUUCGGGCUACAUCAUCAACAGACACGCUCAUCUGCCUGGAUGCAGAAGGGUUCUCUGGAGCAGUUGACCCCAGAGCAGCCGGGGGCCUUGGAUGUGCUUAACAAGCUAGCCGAUAAACAGUAGGGGCCCACAUGUGAGGGGCUGGGCAGAGUGAAGGGAAAAAGCCUCUAUUGGAUCUAGGGAGCAUCCCAUUGCAAACAGGAAUGAAGGAGGUCUUUGCCUGAGCCAGCCUCAGGAGCCUUCUGAAGAAUAUAGAUCUAUCCCGAGCUCCCUCUCUCCUUGUUUGCAAGAUGGGCCACUGUUUGUUCAGGAGCUAAUGGGGUGUGUUGGUUUGGGGAGCGGUCACUCUCUUCUCCAUGGCUCUUCCAAGGGGGUGGGACUUUUGGAAGUGGGGUGAGGGGUCAGGCCUUGUGCCCCAGUCUUCUUUCCUAAGUAACU